Lepisosteus oculatus (spotted gar) is the source of this 488-nucleotide messenger RNA. It is a transcript of the gene cox19, whose product is annotated as cytochrome c oxidase assembly factor COX19. Gene Ontology annotation, biological process: mitochondrial respiratory chain complex IV assembly. The record is from RefSeq and is a predicted model, not a curated record. Lineage: Eukaryota; Metazoa; Chordata; Actinopteri; Semionotiformes; Lepisosteidae. Gene Ontology annotation, cellular component: mitochondrial intermembrane space.
CCUGGAAGAAGAGGUCAUGGCGGUACAUCCGGUGUAAGCAGUUUUCCUCUUUCAGGUAUCAGAAGUGGAAAUUAACCAGCUGUGGCAAUGUCGACUGCAAUGAAUUUUGGGACAAAAUCUUUCAAGCCCCGUCCCCCGGACAAAGGGUCUUUUCCUUUAGAUCACUUUGGGGAAUGCAAGGAUUUCAAAGAGAAGUUUAUGAGUUGCCUCAGGCAAAACAACUUCGAGAGCUCACUCUGCCGGAAUCAGUCAAAGGAGUAUCUUGAGUGCAGAAUGGAAAGGCAGCUGAUGACAAAAGAGCCACUAGAGAAACUGGGAUUCAAAGAUAUAAUGGAUCAAGGGAGCCAGAAGUCAAAGGAUGAUGUCUAGAAAUAACAAGGAAGUGAAAACAACAGCACAACAUCCAGCAGACAUGUAUAUAAUGUACAUUUAAAUUUGUGCUAUAAAAAUGUGAAUAUUGGAAAUAAAUAUUUUGUAUGUGCUUUAAA